This is a messenger RNA of Menidia menidia (Atlantic silverside), 2383 nucleotides long. The record is from the annotation of a GenBank genome assembly. NCBI's taxonomy places the organism in Eukaryota, Metazoa, Chordata, Actinopteri, Atheriniformes, Atherinopsidae.
CUACGUAUUUCCGGGUUUACCAGGUUUGUGGAAACGCCAAAGUUUUCUUUCCAUGUCAUCAACAUUUUUUUUAUGUAUAGAUUUUCUUCCCUCAGAGUGUUGUACAUUUUUUUCGUUUCGAUGUCUGAGGGUUUGUGUCUUACCUUGAGCUAAUUAUGAAGCCUUUAUGACCUCAGACUGAAGAAACACACCGACAAGAAAGCAGAUAACUCCUGACAUGGUUUCAUCCGCUUGCUGACUGACAGCAGGACUUUAUGAGAGAGCACUACAAUGUGGACUGACAAACAAAGAGGAAUCAGAGUUUCUCAGGAGCAGCUGCUCUGCAAGAACUCCUGUGGGUACUAUGGAAAUCCUGCGUGGCAGGGCUUCUGCUCCAAGUGCUGGAGAGAGAAAUCACGUCCAUCUGGACCACCAAGAGAAGACACAAGACCGAGCAGUGACGGAGUACCGCCCACAUUCUCCAAAUUUGAGGAAAAGAAAAACAUAGAGAAAGGACGUCGAAUUAACACUGUGAGGAGACUCUUCUGGGGGGGCUCGUCACCUACAAAACCUCAAGAAUCCUCUGAGAGCCAUGCAGAAGUGUUAAAGGCUUUCCAGAACCUUGAGCCUGGGGACUUCACUGGUUUCCUGAAGAUACUGCGGAGCCCGCUCUCCCAGCGGUUACAGUCUCGCUGUACAGCUUUUCUCAACACGAUGGAGGCUUACCAUGAUCUGCCAGUACAGAAGCAGUCAGAUCUUGUGCAAGAUUUCUACCAGUCUUUUUCCGAAUAUUUUAAAAGUUUUCCUGAAGCUCAGGUCACUCAGAUAAUGGAGCAUGUGGAGAAGCUGAUAAUGACACGGCUGCACAAAUGGGUGUUCUGUCACGACAGUUGUGAUGAUGAACAGAAGGAUCUGGCCCUGCAAAGGCGAAUACGCUCCCUAAACUGGGUGACUCCACAAAUGCUAGGGGUACCUUUUCCACAUGAAAAGACUCCAGUCACAGGGGACCCCUUCCUGCCCGCUAUAACAGCUAUAAUUGAAAUGGAUGCCAAACGAGCACCGCAGGACAAGCUCACGUGUGUGUCUAAAUGCAGUCAGCACGUCUUUGAAGCGCUUUCGACGUCCAACAGUGAGCCUGCAAAUGCUGAUGACUUCCUGUCAGGCCUUGUGUAUGUGGUGCUGAAGGCCAAUCCACCUCGCCUCCACUCCAACAUGCAGUACAUGAUUCGUUUUGGACUCCCCCACAGUCUCAUGGCUGGAGAGAGCGGCUACUACUUCACCAACCUGUCCUGUGCAGUGGCCUUCAUUGAGAAGGUGGACGGCCCAGCGCUCAGCCUCAGUCCUGAAGAGUUCGAGGGCUACAUGCUGGGUCAGCGUGCGCCUGCUGUGCUUACCAGGAGACAACAGGUAGCCAAUGACACACAGCACCUGUUAGCAGAGCUGCAAGGCAGGCAAGAGAAGCUGCACCAAGAAGUAGACGCUCUCAAUUCACAGUUACAAAAGUGGGUCCAAGCGGUUCACUCACAAGUGGACGAGGCAGCCACCAGUUUCUCCAGGGUACAGAAGACGAUAACGACACAAUCUGAGACCUCACAGGGUGUCUCCUCUUCAGCCCAAGAUGCCUCCCAGCAAGAGGAUGUUGAAGAGCAGUCCACGCUGGUGCUUGAUGAUCAACAUUAACCACUAAAAGAUACAGACUGUUAGCCUUUUUAGUGGAAUCUACUACAGUGGUACUUAAUCAUCAGCACUAACACGUGUAGGACAAGUAAGAUUUAUCUUCCAAUGACAUAUUUGCACAAGUUACCACGGCCAAGGGAGGGGCUUCAUUAGCUAGUUUUAUAUGAAGAAGUAUUUUCUGAAGGAAGCUUUAGGCAUGUAGCCUCUCACUUGUAAAGUUUGAUAAACUCAAAAAAGUUCAAAAUGAUUUCCGGAUGUACUUCUGAAUGAAGGACAUUAAAUAGAGGGGCCAGAUUCUAGGUAAUAACUCGGGUGGUCAGACUAGUAUUAUCCACUCAGGGAACACAGUGCUAGGAGAUGCCACAGCUAGCUUAAAGGGUGCUUGUCACACAUGAUUUUUUUUCCAAUAGUGUAUACCAAUGUGCCUUGAAAACGACCUAUGUGAAAUAAAAAUAUGGAGAUGGAGGAAAAAUGUGAAACAUUGAGCACUACAGGUGAGGGUAUUUGUUUGUCAGAGCUGUGCAGCUUGGAAAGAUGUUUUCCGCGCAGUUUGACACUCAAACAAAAUUUUUGGCCUGUGAUUGUAUAGAAAACGUGUUUACAAUUCUGUAAAGGUUUCUGAUGAAAAUGAAGGUGUAAAAUUGUUUAAACAAUUAUAUCCACUAAUGUAUUAAAAAUGAUUUAUCUGGGUUUUUUUAGUUGUUUCUUCAAUUUUGGAAUGAAAUUA